Molecule: messenger RNA, 278 nt
Organism: Racocetra persica
Lineage: Eukaryota; Fungi; Glomeromycota; Glomeromycetes; Diversisporales; Gigasporaceae
Source: the annotation of a GenBank genome assembly
AUUAUAUGAUUUCAGAACCAGUUGACUUUAAUAAAAUUAUAGAAAAUUUUCAGAUUGAACCGUUCGAAAAAACAAUUUUAGACUUAAAUAUUUAUAUAGAUGGCCGUCAAUUUACUGAACUUAUGGAUUCUGCCGAAGAUAAUUUUGUGUACAAAUAUAAGUGGCAAAAAAAUAAUUUAAUAGUUGUCCUUAAAAGAUUUGAUGUUGAUUCAAAUUUAGACGAGAAAGUAAUUAAAGAAAUAUUAAAUGAGGUAUUAUUAAUGUUUAUCCAGUUAUAG